This is a messenger RNA of Vespa crabro (European hornet), 8661 nucleotides long. RefSeq names its product tyrosine-protein kinase-like otk. NCBI's taxonomy places the organism in Eukaryota, Metazoa, Arthropoda, Insecta, Hymenoptera, Vespidae. Gene Ontology annotation, cellular component: plasma membrane. The record is from RefSeq and is a predicted model, not a curated record. Gene Ontology annotation, molecular function: protein binding; ATP binding; protein kinase activity. The transcript is spliced from 9 exons. Bases 571 to 3855 code for a protein of 1094 amino acids. Gene Ontology annotation, biological process: cell adhesion; axon guidance; protein phosphorylation.
AGAAAGAAAGAGAGAGAGUAUGCAGCAGCAGUAUCACAUACGACGGUGGUGGGGGAAGGCACAUCGAGGGUCGCAUAUCGCGAGGGGUCGCGUCAAGUUGGCGUGGGUCACCGGCCGCAGUACCGCGCGUCGCUUCGUCUCAUUCGAUUCGUUUCUCUUUCGUUCUAGUCGUCUCGUUCUCGCUUUGUGUCGUCUUCUCUCGUUUUACUCCAAAGAGAAGUUAGCAGUCGUCAGUGCAAGGUAGCGCGUUUCGCGACGGAAAAAACUUUUCAUAUAAGAGAAAAAAAAUGACGAUUACUUGAGGCGUCGGGAAGAUUUCGAACAAUAGAGGAAAAAGGAAAGAAAACAAAAGAAAAACAAAAUAAGAAAAAUAGAAAGGGAAAGAACAACAACCGAAACGAAGCACCAUAAAAACAUAGAGGUUCGGAUCGUUGUCCUUCCUCUAUUUUUUUUUCUCUUUCUCUUUCUCUCUCUCUUUCUCUUUUUCUUUUUUCCUUUCUCUCUCGUUGAGAAGGAAUAGUGGUGGUGGUGGUGGUGGCAGCAGCGAGUCUCGAGGGAAGUACGAAAAGGAUGCGGUGCAUCGAGUCGUUGGCGUUCCUCGUCCUAUGCCUGCUGCUGAGGCUGAUUCUCGCGGAAGAUGGUGACUUAUACUUCUCAGUAAGUCCUGCUGAGCAUUCGGUGGUCGAAGGACAUCCGGUUCGUCUUAGAUGCGAGGCUCAGCCGAGUACUUUCGUUCAAUACUCCUGGAAGAUCGAUGGAAAACCAUUGGCACCGAGUCCAAGAAGGCAUCACGUUGGCGGUGAUCUCUACAUAACUAGAGUCGAUCGGAUACUCGAUAGUGGAAACUUUGUUUGUGUAGCGACUCAUGUGGAAACUGGUUACUCGAUCGAGAGCUCGCCAGCUAAAAUCGACGUACAAUGGAUAAGCGAAGCAAGCGUUCAACUGCAGCAACCAAAAUUGCCAUCACCUAUUCAGGUUGGUGGCGAGGUUGAGCUACGAUGUCACGUCGAUGGAUCCGGAGACAUGAAAUACGGCUGGUUCAAGAAUACAGCAAGUAUAACGAAAAGCGAUAGACUUGAAAUAAAAAAGAAAAAAUUGCACAUACAUCGCGUUAUGCCAGAGGAUAGUGGUAUGUACACUUGUGUGGCACAAAACGAAGCUGGUUCCUCACCGAUUAGUGACAGUUAUCCUCUGGUUGUAACCGGAAACGAGACGGCCACAAUAAAACUCGUACCAAGGAAUCUAAUAGUUAAACGUGGUGAAUCAGCUGUCUUUGAUUGUUUCUUCGAGGAUGCUGAUGUUGUUCAGUGGUUUUUCAAUAACAUUGGACCUUUGGAAUCAGAUGAAGAAAAAACUGUUUUUGAUAACGGCACCCUCCUUAUACGCGCCGCUGAACACAGAGAUCAUGGUUUUUAUUCAUGUCAUGGACAAAGGAUUGACACCACACAGACAUAUACAGUCGAAUUGCGAAUCGCUUCUCUAAUGAAUCUCUCCGCGGCAUCUUUCGAACCCACUUUACCGAAUCAAGUGGCUAUAGUCGGCGAAGAUCAGGAACUACAAGUUAGCUGUUUGGAACCCUGCGGUGUACCGACUCCUAAGGUUUAUUGGAGAGAUCCCAAGGGUCAUAUUAUAAGUGACGCGGGUCCCAUUCGCGUUCAGGACAAUACGCUCAUUAUUGGGAAAGCUCAAAUAAACGAGGACGAUGGAAAUUAUACUUGCGUUGCUGAGAAUCUUGCCGGUGAGACUGACAUGUCCGUUCAAGUGGUAAUAUCAACACCACCAACAUUGAUCAAUUCGCCAGAAUCAUUAAGCGUGAUGGAAAGUGAGCCCGUUACAAUGACUUGUUCUUAUUCCGGUAUGGAAUCACCUGUUACACACGUUCGAUGGUUCAAAGAUGGCGAACCUUUGAAAGAAACCGGCGGACCAACUAGACAUCGUGUUACCGAUCAUCACGGUAACGUUACUUUACAUUUCAAAAGUGUUGACUUAUCGGACAAAGGUAUAUACGUUUGCGAGAUAGAAACUAAGGGCUUCCUACCCAUAUUCUCCGAUCCGGCUACGUUAACGAUCGAAGAGAAACUGAAAUUUUCACCGCCUCCUGUCAACAAACGUUUAGAACUUGGAUCAACUGCUAAAGUUUCUUGCAAGGCUCAGGGUGCCACGAAUCCAAUGGUAAAAUGGAUCAAAGAAGGUGACGGUGAAGAUUUUCCAAAACACGUUCAAGAUAUCAAUGGGACGCUUCAUUUCAAUGGUGUUUUAGAAGAGGACAAAGGUCGUUACACUUGCAUAGCUAGUAAUAUGCAAGGAUCAAUAAAUCAUACGAUUAACAUCGACGUAGUGAUUGCACCAAAGUUCACGAUACAACCACAAAAUCCUACCGAAGCUAUUGAAGGUUACCCGGUGAUGUUGCAUUGUGCUGCCGAAGGCGAUCCUAAACCUACCAUUCAAUGGGACAAAGACUCCCGUAUGAAUAAUUUGGAAAAUCCCCGUUUUGAGGUACUUCCUAAUGGAAGUCUUUACAUCAAGGAGGUAUAUCUCGGUGAUGAAGGAAAGUAUGGUUGCACGGCUGGUAAUAGUGGAGGUUUAAAAAGAGAGGAAGUUCAGUUAAAUGUGAAAGCCGGUGACAGCUAUAGAUCGGAUUUGGAUUUGGAAGCUGGUGACGAUGGUUCGAUGAUGACAAAGACGGUCACUAUUACUCUCAGUGCUGCUGCUGCUUAUAUGGUUCUGGUCGUUGGUCUUAUGUUGUACUGUCGUUAUCGACGUCGUAGGAGGAAGCAACAAUAUCUUCAAGAACAAGCUGAGGAAAAAUUAGAGAACGGCGAAGUACAGGAAGAACAAACGGAAUUGAAGGAGACCAGUCAUAAAACUAAUUCAACAAGUAAGAAGAAGGAAAAUCGUGAUUCUCAAAACAAAAGCGACGGGGCUGACACAGCACAAAGUCAAAGUAGCAAUCAAUCGAAGAGAUCGAAGUCGAAUUACGAUAAGAUAGCGGUAUCACGUACGAAUUUGAAGGAACUUAAACCAUUGGGUAGAGGCGAGUUCGGUGAAAUUUAUGCGACGAAGUAUCAAUUGGACGGUGAUAAGGAAAGUUUGGUUAUGGUUAAAAGUUUGACCAAUACGAAGGACGAGAUUGCAUUGCAGGAGUUCAAACGUCACUUGGAUCUCUUGCAUAAGCUCAAUCACGAGAAUGUUGUCAAGUUGAUUGGACUAUGUCGCGAGGAGGAACCGGAUUAUAUGAUUUUGGAAUAUACCGAUUGGGGAGAUCUCAAACAGUUCUUGAUUGCAUCAAGAAAGGACAACAAUAGUAGUCCAUCGCAUGAGUCUAAACCACCACGUGCCCCUCAACUCUCUGUAGCACAGAUAUUGUCCUUAUCAAAUCAGGCCGCGAGAGGUUUGAAACAUUUAGCUGACAGUCGAUUGGUCCAUAAGGAUAUAGCAGCACGUAAUUGUCUGAUCGCAAGUAAUCUAACCAUCAAGAUAUCUCUACCUUGCAUGAGUAAGGAACCGUAUCAUCAAGAAUACACGAAACAUCGGAACCAAGUGAUACCUCUAAGAUGGCUACCUUAUGAAGCUGUCUAUGAGGACGAAUAUUCUACCAAGAGUGACGUAUAUUCUUUCUCCUGUCUUGUAUGGGAAAUGUUUCAUCAGGGUGAAUUACCCUUCAACAAAAUGAAUGACGAAUCCGUUCUUGCUCAAUUAAAGUCAUUGACGUUAACGUGGAAACCGCAUAAAGCGGCACCGCCAACCUUGCAGGAACUUCAGAUACAGUGUUGGGCGAACGAUCCCAGAGAGAGGCCAACCUUCGACGAGGUUGUCUCGAAAAUAGGUGAAAUCGUCGUCGAUAGUUGUCUCUAAUUUAUUCGUCGUUGUCGUCGUAAAAUACAAAAAAAAAGAAAGAAAGAAAGGAAGAUAGAAAAGGAAAAGAAAAGGAAAGGAAAAGAAAAGAAAAAGAAAAAGACAAAGAAAACGAACCUCCAAAUUUACUGAAUAUUGCGAUAGGGAUAAUAAUUGUGUAAGGUUGUUUUAACCGCAAACGACGUUUAAUUGCGAAACGUUAGUUAAGCUUGCUUCGAUGUGAAAACCGGAAAUAAUUUGAAAAACGAAACCAAACCAAAUCGUCCAAGAUUGCAAGAUCUUAAGUGUGUUCUCUUUCUCAUCGAGUAUGUAUAUAACCGAAUGUUUAUAUCGUCGUUUUGAUAAAAAUGAAUGAAAGAAAGAAAGAAAGAAAGAAAAAAAAAGCAAAAAGAAGAGUUAAACUUUAUUUUGCAUAAAAGGCAUAAAAGGAUAUUCAUAGAAUAAUUAAGCUCGAAAUUUUUAAUAUAAACCUUUCAAUUACUGGUUUCACAUCGUUGAUCUUGCUAUAAUUGUCGUAUCGAUAAUUAAAAAUGAUCGAUAUUAUUGGCUUUUGUCGCAUAAAAAGGAAAAAAAAUUAUGACUGGUCGUUAAUAACUAAUUAAAAGGCCUCGCCGCGCAUCGCUUGGUAUCAUCGAUCAUAUAUCUACGAAUUUUGAUAUAUAUAUAUAUAUAUACAUAUACAUAUAUAUAUAUGUAUGUAUAGAAUCAUCAGGCCUUUGUGUAAAAUGAAAAGAAACGCUUAUUAUUCGUUAAUUUAAUCGUCUUUGUCAAAAUUUAUUAUCAUAUUAAGCGAUACGUCCACUAUGAUACGAAGAAAAAAAGGAAACCAUCACUUUUGAGUAUUUUUCUCGAUAUACAGGGUGUCUGAAGAAAGAAAGAAAAAGAAAAAAAGAAAGAAAAAAAAAAUACUUGGUCAGGUUCUAAUCCUAUUUCGUAAUAAAAAUUAUUAUAUCAGAGUAGAUUUUGUUGUUUGAUAAACUUUAACAAGCGAAAUAUCGCGAUAACUAUCAAUGAUAACAAACAUGGCCUAUUAUUGAUAAUAACAUUUUUUUUUUUAUUAAGAAUUAUCUUUAGAAUGUAACGAAUUAUUCAUUUUUCUUCUAGGACAUUCUGUAUACAUUGUAGUAACAUAUUUUAAAUAUUUCGAGUGUAACGUAUGAAAGGAAAGAAAAGAAAAGAAAAGAAAGAAAAAGAACAAAGAAAAAGAAAGAAAAGAAAGAAACAGACAAACAAAAACAAAGAAAAUCCAUUGGAUUGUCGUUUGUUGUCAACGUCGAAUUAUUUCACAUAUGGUGAUGCAUUUUCAAUCAUCGAAAUCACAUAAACGAGGCGUCAAUGUUUUGCGUUUAUUGCAGAACGUCGCUCAUUAACUUCGCAAUCAUUAUUCGUAUUACGGUGUUUUUGUCGCGUCCAUUAGAUAAGGGUAAUAAUAUUUAUUUCCAAUUAGGAUGUCCGCUCCAAUGAAUGCUACCGUGUCCAGGUUAAGUAAUAUUAAUAUUAAUAUUAUUAAUAAUAGUAAAAUAUAAUAUAAUAAUAAUAAUAAUAAUAAUAAUAAUAAUAAUAAUAAUAAUAAUAACGAUAAUCAUGCAUACGAAUCCAAUACACGUAAACGAUAUUAUAUACUUAAAUGCAAUACUUAGUAUUCAAUAUCAAUAUGUAAUAAUAAUAAUAAUAAUACUAAUAAUAAUAAUAAUAAUAAUAAUAAUAAUAAUAAUAAUAAUAAUAAUAAUAAUAAUAAUAAUAAUAGUAAUAAUAGGUAUGGCCACUACAUCGAAUACUCUUAAGGAUAAGUAACUCGAUAGGAAAAUCGAAGAAAAGUAACGACACGAACGUUUUCGAUCGAUCGAAAUCAUGUUUGAAGAGAAAGAACGUGACGAUAAUUAAAAAAAAAAGUAUCGUUAUUAUUAUAACGACGAACGCGAUCUUGUAUUCGCAUUAAAUUCUUUUUCUUUUUUAUUUUUUAUUUCUUUUUUUUUUGUUUUUUUUCUUUUAUUUCUCAACAUUUCUCAUCAUUCGUACGUCGUUGUUGUUAAAAAAAAAAGAAAAAACAAAGAGAAGGAACAAUAACAAAAAAAAAAAUGAAAGACGGAUUUGUAUAUACCGGCUGUGUAAGAUGAACUUUUUUUAACGUUUAACGUUUUUUUACAAACGUUUUGUUUUAUUUUCUUUUUUUUUUUAUUUCCUUAUUGAACUGUAAUAAAAUUUCACUAUUUUUGCAUUGUACGCGAGUGUUAGUUUAUAAGAAUCUAAUGAUGACUUUCUACAUUUUUUUCUUUUUUUUAAUUCGAUGUAAUUUUUACGUAUAUAUAAAUAUAUAUAUAUUUUUUUUUCUCUCUCUUUUUCUUCGUAUUUAAACUUUUAUUUUUACUUUGUAAUAUUUGUAGAUAGACUUAAAAUGAUUUUAGAGCGCGACUUUAGCCGUGCGAUCUUUAGCCGUUAAAGUAGAAAGAACGAGAAAUAACGAAAAGAAAAAAGGAAGAAAAAUAAAUAACAACAAAACAGAAAGAAAACAUUUCGAAACGUAUUUUCAUACAACGAAAUAAUUAAGUUCUUUUUUUUUUUCUUUGCGUGCUCGCGAGACAGAGAAAGAAAGAGAGAAAUGAUCAAACCGAUUAGAAUUUUUGUUUUUAAAAUACAACGAUCGGAGAACAAAAUAUUAUAAAUAUUAUAAUAUAUUUAAUUUAAUCUAUCGGCGAUAUUAUGUAAAUUUAAAUUACUAUUUUAUGUUUCUGUAAAGUCAGAUAGAUAGGGUAUAACAGCAAGCAGAAACAUUUCUCGUUGAAAGCCAUAAACUGUGAAAUUAUUUAAUGGUAAUUGAUGAUAUAGUAAUCACAGUGCGUACGUAUCAUUAUCCCUAAAUAUUCUAAUUAUACUUACUAUCCGAGUACUUACUUAUGCGAAUUAUGAUCGAUUAUAAAAGAAAAGGAAACGAAACAACAACAAAAAAGAAAAGAAGAAGAACAAAAAAUAUCGAACAACGUACUACAUUGUAUUUUAUACAGAGUGAGAGUGAUAGAGAUAGAAUGUAUUUAAACAAUUUUUAAGCUUUUACGAUAACCACAAAGAUACAUGUCGCACAGCAAAUAUUUUUAUUUCUCUCGAUCGAUCGAUGAUUUUAUAUGUUAUCUUUUUAUACAAAAUUAUUGAAAAAGAAAAGUAAUAAAACAAAGAGAAAAAAAAAUAGCAUGCGAUUUGCAUAAUAUAUUCGGAUAGCUAACUGUUCGUGAUAUUAACCCUAGUUAAGCUCAUCACAAAAUAAUUUUAAAUUGUGUAGUUGGGGUGUACUACACUCUAGGCAUUUUGAACAGCUGUCAUUUAUACAGAAUGAAUAAUUUUUAUUUCAAAAAAAUAGUAUAUAUUCUUUGAAGCUUCGGAAAUAAUAAUCAGCAGAUAUGAAAACGCAUUUUCAAUUCUGUUAUUAUAAACAAAAUUCGUGAAUCAUGCACUGUGCAAAUUAUUUUAAUUAAGCUUAAAGUUGGUUUGGGGUGUUUCUACACUUCACAGGCACAACUAGGGUUAAACCACUCUGAUUGAUUUACUUGAAUUUCGAAUAAUAUAAUUGUAACAAUCAACAAAAUAGUAUUAUGCUAGUGGAUUUGGAUAAAUUUUAUAAGAAAUAUCCUUCCAGCGCUUAUGUCAUUUUCAUCAAUCGUACGACUCUGUAUACGCAUAAACGCAUAAUGUAUUAUACAUACAUACGUAAGUUCAUACAUACAUACAUACAUACUAUUCUACCGCAUAUAGGCAUACGAAUUAUCAAGGUUAAACACUGCCAAUCUUAUCUAAAUGCGAUAUUAAAGUGUCAUAAUCAUGUAACGAUAAGUAUUAGCAUUCGCGAAAUUUGUAGGGGAAAAAGAUGAAAACGAAGAAAAAAGGAAAGGUGAAAAGAAAAAAAUAACAAGAAAAAAAGAACGAAAUCCUUCCUUAAACUCGCUUCCUUUAUUAAUUAAUUAAUACUUCGCGAGAAGGGAUCGUGAGAAACAUUUUUAUAUAAAUUAUCCAAUUAUACUUUCAAUAUAAUUCAAAUAAUUGAUUAAUAAUGAAAACGAUAAAAAUAAAAAAUCGUAUCCGGAACAUUAUAUUUUCCACUUCGUGGAAAAAAAGAAAGAAAAAAGAAACAAAACCGAAGAAAUUUUGGAGAUCGUUCCAGUCGACAAUUUCUGAGAUGCUUCCUAGAUGUUUUUUAACAAAAAAAAAAAAAAAAAGAAAAAAAAACAAAAACGAUAAUUAAACGCUAAGAAGUAUUCUUGUAUGUAUUAUAAAUGCGUGUUAGGAACAUACCUUGCAACGAUCUCGUACAGAUUCCUCUUUUAAACCCCAAACCCAAACUCAACCCUCCAAACCUCGUAUAUUUCAAGGUCGUGUGGAAUAAGAAGAAGAAGAAGAAAAAAGCCGUACGUUCAUAUCAUUUUUUAGAAGCUGUUUUAUCGAGAAAUAUCGUCGCGUCGUCUUAGCGAGAUAUAUAAAAAGCGACCUAUCUAUGCCUAACACCCUAAUGUAUCUAGUCAUGUACGUUUCGAGACGUGGCGAGUAAAAAAGAAAACAAAAAAAAACGAAAAAAAAGAAAAGAAAAAGAAAAAAUAAGGAAAAUGCAAAAAGAAAGAAAAAAAAAGAAGAGAAGAACCGCAGCGAAUCCGCGAUUUAUAUACACGAACCUUUCAUAUCCUUAGGGCGCUCGAAAUCGAUUUCUUUUUUACAGUAUUUUGUAAAUAUUUGUACUUUUUUAUCUACAUACGUCGUACUCUCAUGAAUUUUUGGAAUAAUAUGUGCUACGAUUAAAUAAAAUAAAAAAAAGGAGAAACGAAA